Messenger RNA from Aaosphaeria arxii CBS 175.79, 1817 nucleotides. RefSeq lists its product as uncharacterized. The record is from RefSeq and is a predicted model, not a curated record. Gene Ontology annotation, molecular function: RNA lariat debranching enzyme activator activity. Gene Ontology annotation, biological process: mRNA splicing, via spliceosome. Gene Ontology annotation, cellular component: post-mRNA release spliceosomal complex. The transcript has 2 exons. NCBI's taxonomy places the organism in Eukaryota, Fungi, Ascomycota, Dothideomycetes, Pleosporales. The coding region runs from base 87 to 1727 and encodes 546 amino acids.
UUACCCUUCAUCAACUUUACCUUCACUUACUACGCUCAUCACAUCACAACAACAACUACCGUACCCGCCAUACACAUUCGACAGCAAUGGCUGCCAAAAUAGCCGUUGUUGGCAAUGUCAACGGCCAAUACCCAGCAGUAUUCCAGAAGCUGGGCGCUUUGCAAGAAAAGCAGAACUUCGCCUUCGCCCUUGUGGUGGGCAACUUGUUCGCGGACCCCGCGACAUCUACAGAAGAAGAUGAGAAGAAUCUCACUUCACUCAUCAAUGGGAACAUCAAAGUCCCAUUCACAACUUACUUCGCAUUGGCGGGCUCCUCAUUCCCACCAUCAGUGGUGGCGAGGCUGGAGGCUAACGCCGACGACAUCUGCGAAAAUCUUCACUUUCUCGGAAAACGAUCCGUCAUGAAGACCUCGGAGGGAAUCCGCAUCGUCACUCUAGGGGGUCAUCUAGACCCGAACAUCAUCGCAGGUGAAUCGAAAGACAAGUAUCCACCAUAUUACAGCGAAACAGAUGCCAAGAUCCUCCGAGGAGCUGUCUCAGCGGACAUUCUUAUUACCCAUGAGUGGCCAACUGGAAUUCGAAAUCGUUCCAAAAACCCCUUCGACGCGGAGCAGGAGCCGCAGUCGCAACAAUGCCUGGCCGAUCUGGCCACUGUCUUGAAGCCAAAGUAUCACUUUUCGGCAGCAAGUGAGGCGUUCUAUGAACGCGAGCCGUUCUUUCACGUCCCCAGUGAAGAAACCGAGAACCUCUAUCCCAUCACGAGGUUCAUAAGUCUUGCAUCAUACGGCAACCCCAACAAGCAGAAGUGGAUCUAUGCUUUCAGUCUGGACCCCAAGGCCAGCAACCCCGUGUCCCCACCUGAAAACGCAACCGCCUCUCCACUCAUCCAUUCCGAUAAGAAGCGGUCCGCGGCCCAGGAGUACCAAGGAUCUGGCCUUGUCUACGAAACCUCAUCUCGGGGAGGCGGCGGGCGCGGCCGUCCAAACAAGCGCCGACGCGGCAACGCCCACAACCGCCACGGACCACUCUCGGCAUCAGAAUGCUUCUUCUGUCUCGCAAACCCAGACACCGCCACUCACCUCGUCACCUCCAUCGGCGACGCCUCCUACCUCACAACCGCAAAAGGACCAUUGCCAACUCCAACUACAUACCCAAAGUUGGGCUUCCCCUCUCACAUUCUCAUCAUCCCGUUCGAACACCAGCCCACUCUUGCCGCCAUGCCAGAAGACGAACGACACGUGACAUACGCGGAGAUGGUGAAAUACCGCUCCGCGAUGAACGCCAUGCUCAAGUCACGGGCAGGCAACGACCUAGGCUCCAUCACGUGGGAAGUCAGCAAGGCCAGCCUACCCCAUACACACUGGCAAUACCUUCCCGUGGAGGCGUCGCUCAUCCGCAGCGGCCUCGUGGAAGCCGGCUUCAAGGCGCUUGCGGAGAACUUGCACUGGCCGUCGAUCGAGAAGGCGGACGUCGGCGACGGCGUGGAGGAGACGACGGAUUUCUUCCGCUUCGUGCUGUGGGACCCGGAGGACGAGGUCGAGACAAGCUUCGUCAUGCGCUUCGACGAGAGAAUCAAGUUCCACAAUCAGUUCGGCCGUGAGGUAUUAGCCAAGCUUAUGGCGCUGGAUAACAGGGUCGACUGGCACGAAUGCGGACAGACGCAGCAGGAGGAGGAGGCAGAUGUCGCGGCGUUUAAGACCGCGUUCGAGGAGUUUGACUUCGCGUAGUUGCGCUCGUACUUCACCUCAACGUCAAGAACCAUGUGUAAAAGUAUCAAAUGUUACAAUACCAAUCACAAUAAUGAUAAUAAGAAUAAG